AUGUCCGCGUGGGUGUGGGAGCAAACACUCGUCCCUAGACAGUCAGGUCUCCCGGAAUUCAAUUACCAGUUUUUCAUCUACCUUCUCAUCUCCGGCUUGCUCUCCAUCUUCUUCCUCCUUUACUUCAACAGGCUCUUCGGCUCGAUAGUCUCCUACGCGAUUCGAACGUGGACAUGGCACCGAUACAACGUCCACAUAGAUAUCAAAGCUCUCCAGGUCUCAUUGUUGGCCGGGAGAGUCUUCUUCUCUGGCCUGCGCUAUCACGGCGUCAAUGAAUCCUUCCUGAUCCAGCAUGGCGACAUCACAUUGCGAUACUGGUUACGCAGGGUGCGCGAGGCUGACGUCCUUGACGACAAACAUUCACAAGGAAAGCGUCCUUCCAAGACCGGAAAUAACUCCAAGCUGCCAUGCCGCAUCAAUGUCAGUUUAGUCGGCUUGGAAUGGUUUGUCUACAACCGCAGCCCAGCCUACGAAGGAGUCCUAGCCGGCCUGAAAGAUGCCGAUACAGCACGCUCCUCCUCCAACGAUGUUGACCAAGAAAAGGCAAGCGAGACUGGCAAGACGCGCAAGAGAAGUCUCUAUGGAUUAGAUCAACUCGAAGAAAUAUUCCCACCAUCGCGAAACGGGCGACCAGUCACCGGACGGCACGACAGCUCUCGAGACGCCGACAGCGUCGACGGAGUCGCGGCGGGCAGCACGGAGCCAGAAAUACCAUUUAUUCUACAGUGGCUGCCUGUGUAUAUCGAAUGCAGAACAGCCGCCGCUGUCAUCGGCAAUGACAAUACCAAAGCUAUCCUAGUUGUCAAGGCAAACGGCCUGACAUGUCAUGUCGACGCUCGGGCAACCAGGACAGUAGACCCCUAUCGCCAGUCGUUUGAUGUCGAUUUCGAUCAUCCCGUCAUCGAAAUUAAGGACAACGAUGACUUCAAGGAAGACCAACCAACGCGCGCCACAAAAGAGCGCGAGAUUGGCAUCCACUUCAGCUCCCAGCCCCGGAGAACCUGGUUCCGGCACAGACGGCGCAAAUUCGUCUCGUCUCUGCGCAAUAUGGUUCCGUAUUGGAGAAGAUCAGUCGAGUCAUUUUCGGCGGAUUCGCGCGCAGAUCUCGGCUCUAGGGCUUCCCAUCCUCCCGGGUCAAAUCGCUGGCAGGGCCUGUCGCGUUAUUUGGAUGACCGUGACCAAGAUGACAAGGCUAGAUGGGGCUCUGUGGAAUAUGCUGCUGUCACCACCAUUAUGGACUCACCCUCAGCACAUCUACAAGUAUACUGGGAUGCAGUGGCCAAGGUGACGCGGCGCGACUCUCGCCCAGGCACUGCGGACUCUCUCCUGCAUGUCAACGGCGGCAACGCGCCUGCCUGGGGUAUGCACUUUCAAAUUAGAGGCGGUACCAUGAACUAUGGGCCAUGGGCCGAUCGCCAACGGGCAGACUUGCAACGCGUCUUCUUGCCUGGGCUGGCUAAAGAUGCUACACCCGCAAAGCCAUUAGCGCCAGGGGAAUGGCGAGUGGCCACAGAAUUCAACCUCUUGAUUGAGUUGGACGACACGGUUACUGUUCGCAUCCCAAUCCGAGAGGAGUCAAAAAAUUGGCGUUGGCGUGGUAAAGAGCCUCCUGUCAACCAGCAGGGAGCUACAAAACGCAAGCAACGGAACAAGGCUAAGAAGAAGGGCAAAUCAGAUGUCAACCAAACCCGCCCUGCAGGAUGGCUUGAGCUCAAGAUACCUGUCAAUUCCUCAAUGGAAUACUCAAUGGACAUGCUCGCUCGAUCUGGGGGCUACAAGAACACUCUUCUAGUUGAUUUACCAACUUCUGAGCUCUGGAGUAGUGUCAAUCAUGACCUUCUUUGGCGUUCUGGACAUCAAAGGAUUAUUUGCGACUUGUCAAAUCCCCUCGGGUGGAAUACGCUCCGAAAUUGGCACUUCAACAUUAUAUCGGAUGAUAUGAAGCUUUACUUGCUCCGCGACCACAUCUUUCUCCUAUUAGACCUUGUUAAUGACUGGGCUACUGGACCACCUUCCGAUUACCUCAUAUUUACUCCUUUCAACUAUCAUUUGCAUCUGAAACUGCGAGAGUUGCAAGCAUAUAUCAAUGUCAAUGAUGGGAACGUCAUCGAUAAUGCGACAGCUCUUGACGAAAACAACUUCCUCAUUCUUUCCACCCCUAUCUUGAAUACGGAGGCCACGAUCCCACUCGACAAAUAUAUACCAGAGAAAAACUCUAUUCCCUUUGAUAUCCGAGCUGAGACGCUCACAUUAUCUGUGCGAACCCCGCAAUGGAAUACUGAAUCGGCGUUUUUGGACUCGGGCUUAUUGGGAAAUGCCGAAGGCUUGGUUGUUUCGGGAAGCUAUCAAUACAAUGCGUCAACCUCGGCAGCUAACACGGACACGCUGCUGCUGAAUGUCUAUGGCCAAUCUCCCCACGUCACCGUGCAUGGCUUCCUUAUACGCUACCUAAUGCUGCUCAAAGACAACUACUUUGGCGAAACGGUGCAUUUCCGCACAGUCGACGAAUAUCAAGAGCAGCUUCAAUCAAAGGCGAAUGGCGACGGUGAUGCUCAUAUGCUACCGCCAAUCAAGAAGUCGAAUGACUUGGACGUGAUUCUCUCUGUCAAGGUCGACGAUCCUCAGAUUGCAGUACCGACGAAUCUGUACUCGGCGAAAAGGUACAUUCAAGGAGAGCUCGCGAGUUUGGCUGUUGACUUGCGAUUUACCAACUACUACAUGGACUUGGAACUAGAUUUGAGUCCACUCAGCUUGUCUCUCGGAAUGGGUGACCAAAAUGACUCGCCAAGCCUGUCAACUUCAAACACACAGCUCUUCAUCGAUGGAAUACGCGUUUUCGGCUACAGAGCAUUUGGGUUGCCACCUACUGAACCCACGUAUCUUUGCAACUGGGACGUCUCAGUCGGUGCAGUUCGCGGUGGCUGCAAUGCGGAGUUCCUAUCGGCCCUAACCAAGGGUGCCUCUGCGUUUGGCUUCACCUUCGAUGAUGUUGAGAAUGCCCUAGUACCAUACUCCUCCCUUAUCUUCCACGACAUAACAUUCAUUCGAGCCCAGGUGGAGGCCAUCUCCCUGUGGAUUCAUCUCCCUGAUGCCGCAUUCCUCAUGUCCACGGGAACAAUUGACGUGAACAGCAAUGAUUGGGCUCGAUCGCAUUACUCCAAAAGGGCAAACGUAAUUGUCCCGAAUAUUCAGAUAUCAUGUAUCGAUGCAGAGUCAGCAGCUGAGCACAAGUCCCGCCACCAACACCCCGUCAAGACGGAUGCCUAUCUGCAUAUGGAUGUGCAACUUGGUUCGAUCGGACGCAAGGUGAAUUUUUCAGAAGAACGCAAAACGCAACAGGAGUUGGUGCGCCGAGAAGACCAGCGCACGGACAGGACCCCUUUCUUGAUCUAUGACGAACUGCUCGAUGAGUUUAUACCUGAGCCGGUCGAUGCCCCUGCUCAGUGUACCCCCCCGCCGCCGUAUCCAGUUGACGAGGUUGAGGCUGAAAACGAGUCUGUUGGAAGCUUUCGAUCGUCAAGUUCUGUUCAUAAGCUCAGACGACAAAGCUCGUUUUUGUCUUUUGCGAGCUCUGGAAGUGGAAGCAGCGUCAGGCGGAGAGGUACAGCUACCCAGGCUCCAAACAGGCCACCGCAGAAGAAGCCUUCGUCAUCUAACCAGUUCCAAGCUCUGAGCUACGCCGCUUCCACCAGUGCAGCACAAGAUACGAGGCAUCGCAGCUACAGUCAUCCCGCAGUCACAUUCUCCAGCCCUUAUUUUGCGCCCCAUUUCUCCAUGGAUGGUAUUCAGCCCGAUCUGCGCGAGCUGGGGACUUUGGAUCUGGAUGAUGCUGAUUGGGAUGAUCCAUUCCAGAACCCAUCAACCCAACUAUGCGACGUUGAUCCGCGAAGUAUCAGUGAAGAAUUCGCUUACUCCGGCGCUAUUGUGGAAAUUCCUUCUGGAAUUACUGCCUUUGUGAGCCCGCAGGCUGUUAAGCAUGUGACCGCUCUGCUGGAAGUAUUGCAGCCAAACACCCCAGAGGAUAUACUGGAUAGUCUACAGGUGGACUCAAUCAAAGAGAUUUACGGCGCAAAGCAACGGGGUGACGCCGCGGGCAACAUCAAUGACCUGCUUGUUCGACUCCCUGGGGCGCAAGUCCGCUUUCUCAACACCUCUACUCUGGACAGUCCUGAUUCAUCUUCCGAGGAAACUGACCGGUAUGACCUACAAUUAUCCAACAUUAGCCUUGUCACCAGAAACGUGCAAGAGCGGAAUGAUGGUUCCGCGAGGCCAAAAAAGUCUAGAACGUCAUUACAACUGCGCAUGAGCCACGCUGAAAUCUCAGCAACAGAGAGACUUGCCGCUGUCUCCAAAGCCCAAGCCGCUGUGAUGGUGCAGAUUGACCAGGUCCUGGUAUCUAUGGGGUCGAAAGACGUGACAUAUCUUGAUGCCGAUAUUGGCUCUGUUGUUGGUAGCACAGCUUCGGGCGAUAUUGAGUAUCUGGCAGCUUUGAUACAUCGUACCGGAAAUGUGGCUUCGGAGCUAUCACAUCUACUUGCCGAGUCUUCAAAACGACAAGAAAACCGUCUCCAAUAUUGUUGCUGUCGUUUGGUAGAGCUUGGACGAUCGACCAACGACCCUCCAUUUCUCAUUCGACCCUCAGCAGUACUUCGGUCAGUGGAUAAGCACUUGAGAACCGUUGACUCAUGGAAGCUGGCUAUGCGAUUGAGGCAAAUCUGGACACUCUUGCCAGAAGCCGACAAGAUUGGUCUUGCGCAAGCUUGCAGCACAGGAACAGAACAACUUCCCCCAAACGCAACUGAAAAAGUGGUGGAAGCGUUUCAGCAUUGGCGAAGCUGGGAUCUUGAAGAUUCUCGACGGACAGUCCUGCUUCAAAAGGUAUUUGGAUCUAUGAAGACACCGGUAGAGCAGCAAGGCGAUGAGCGACCUUUCCUGAGCGCGUGCUGUCUCGGUGAAUUGCAAUUUAUUCUCGACCCGGGUCCGAAGCAGAAUCGUGUCGCUGUUCAAGAUCUUACGUGCAGAUUUGAACGCAAGCUGGAUCCAUCACUCGGAAAGCAGCUUGGAAUCCAUGUUGCGGACGAUCUUCUCAAUACUAUCGACAUUUCUUGCGCUCAAGUCCACGUCGAUCUGAAUUGGGAGCUCUUGGAACUCGGACAAACAGUUUUGAAGCUGUACAACAGAAGCCAACCCGCCUCUACCACCAUCCACAAAAUCACCAAGCCGAAGGUCGCUGACAAGGGAGCAAGCCGUAUGGCCUUGCACGUCUUCUUCGAGAUCCGAAAGAGCUCAUUCACUCUGGAAACCAUAAAUCUUCGUUCCAGCAAUGUUUUAAGCGGAUUCAAAUCAUCGGCAUUGUUGUAUAGACUGGAAAGCGGCAGAGAAUUCAGCAGCCUCAUGCUGAAUUGCGACGCCGUGACUGCGAGACUACACAGCCAUUCUUCUUUACUGUGGACCUGCCAACUAUUGUAUCCGUCGGUGACUGUCUCUCAAGAGAUUCCUGAAGUCAAGGCGCAGCCCGUCAACGUCAUCAAAGGAGCUGCUAGUAGUCGUGGACUGUCAUUUGUUGUUGAAAAAGAUAUCAUGGGCCUCUUGGAGACUGUUGAUCUCGUUGUUCGGGAUGAGGGCGCCCAGCUGGCCCAUCUCCAAAAGCAAAUUCCCACACCGCAGAAGAAAACGCGGUCACCGGAUAUUCCUGACCAGCUAUCAAGCCUGCAGAUAAACGUCGUCAUGUUUCUUGACGGCUACUCUGUUAGUGUACCGCUACUUCAAUCCUUGACUUACAAGGUAUCUGGAGUUGUGGCGCGAGCAGCAUUCUCAGCCAACCACGGGAAAGAGCUUGUCUUUGACUUUGAUGUAAAAGACAACUCGCACGACAUUCAAAUGAAUGUCAACAACAAACUGCAGAGCAUCUCGAUCCUGCAAAUACCGCCUACCAACGGCCGUGUCACAACCCACAUGGGCGAGUCUGAACGUACGAUCAAUGUGCUCUCGUCAAUUGAAAUUGUUCGACUUGACGCGUCAGCCAUUUACAGCUUGCUUACUGCAGUGAAUCGACCGCAAAUCAACGCGGAGAUCGAAGACAUUCAGGAACAAUUUAAAUCCAUUCAACAACACGUUAACGAACUUUCCGAACCAGGACAACCUAAGCCCAGUACGGGAGCAGCAAGCAACGCGAAGACGGCUGCUUCGCUGCCGAUUAUCUACGACAUACACUUGACCUUGGCUGGGUUCCAAGCCCUUACCAAGACAACUUUCAAGAGGCCUGAAGAACCUUUCGCGCAGCUGCUCUUUGCCCUCGACAAGUUUCAUCUACAAGCAUCGAACAGGGACGCUUCUUCUGGUGCUAUUAUGAAGUAUCCUGAGUUGCGUCUGAAUCUGCAGAAUAUUGGCCUCGAUGUACGUCGGGGCCACGAGGGCAAUACUAGGUCAUGUGGUAAUCUUGGAGCGAGCGUCACCGUUAGUGCCGGCUCGAGAAGAUCACCAGAUGGCAAAGACGAAUGGAUCUUCAAUUUCAUGAGUGAUGAUCUUCACGUCAUACUGUCACCAGAGACCGUCUCUACGGUCAUUGACAUUCUUGGCUAUAUGAGUUCCAGAAUUAAGGAUCUGGAUACAUCUCGCGAGCUGGAAUACCUGCGCAAACUGAGGCAGUCCAAGCCACGCAUAUCUAUCAACGACGAUGCAGCAUCUAUUUCAGAUGAGGAAGACCUCCUUGAUUCUGUCCUGUCGUCCGUCGUGUAUCGAUUCCAGCUGCGAAACAUUCGCGCCAGCUGGGAUGUUGCCAAAGAAGCGGAUCAUACCUCUGAUGAGAAAGAGGAUCUUCACUUCUCUAUUUCCUUGAUCGAAUUUGGUACAAGGAGCAGGAAGUCUGCUCGACUGACCAUUGAAGACUUGCAGCUUCAGAUGGUGCCUCCUGGGCAUGAACCUGGAACAAGAUCUCUGCAUUCAGCUCUUCUACCUGAAGUCACAUUCAACGUUGCGUACGUCUCCACAUCUGAUGCUCGACGUCUUGCCUUUCAAGCAAUUGGCAAAUCAUUGGACCUGAGGCUCACCUCGGCCUUUAUUCUGCCCGCUGCCAACCUGGUGCAAUCGAUUUCCUUGUCCGCCAAAAACGUCCAAGAGGCAUAUGCACAAUGGAUCCCAGAUACAGUGCAGGUAUCGCCCACCAAAGAGCUUGUUGAGGCCACGAGCAUCAAGCAAAAGUCAAUACUGGGCAACAAGCGACUUGAGAGUCUUCUGCUAGACGCUGACUUUGCGGGAGCCGUCGUCCAUGUGUCAGGUGGCCACGCGGCGCAGAGCCACGAAGGACCCUCCAUUGGCGGUAAAUAUGGUCAAUUCAACGUGGAUGACUCUGGUAGCAGUGCAGUUCUUCGCAGCCCCGGACUAGCUUUCAAGGGAGAGUUUCGCGACGACGGCAAGGCGGACCCAUCGCUUUACGGCGAGGCCAAGAUCGACGCGUCUGAGAAUAUCCUGUACCCCUCCGUUGUCCCCUUGGUUCUUGACAUCCUAUCGAACAUCAAAGACGUCGUGAGCGACAAGGACGAGGAGCAAAAGGCUCUCGCGCCGCCGAAGCUCAAGCCUCAAAAGACGGGCGAAGAGGAUAACCUUCUCACUGCAGACCCCAGCACCGUAAUCGGCCGGCUGAAACUAAACCUGGGCUUGAGAAUCUGCCAACAGAAGUUUUCUUUGAGCUGCCAACCCAUCGCGCGAGUUGCUGCAACAACUAGCUUCGAUCACUUCUACCUAGCCUUCAACACGAUUACUUCUCAAGAGCACGGCGACUUUUUCGCAAUUUCCGGAGUUUUGACGAAACCACAGGCGUCAGUAAAGCACGUGUAUUCGAGAGAGCCAACAGCCAGCUUUGCUCUUGACACGGUUACCCUCUCCCUCAUGAACAGCAAGCAUGUCAGCGGCAUCAGUGGUGUUUCAGCCAUCCUGAACGUUAGCCCGAUGGCCAUCUCUGUCAACGCAAGACAAGCUCCGGAUUUCUUACUUUUCCGCGAGAUUUGGUACCCAGAGGAGCUCCGCCGUGCUGACUCGGCCCCAGUGGCAAAGCUAGAGACGGAGACGUCCCAGGUUCAUCUGGUUCAGCGGUACCAGCAAGUUGCAGCCACCGCGGCUUUCCCCUGGACCGCGACAGUUUCAAUUGCAGCACUGGAUGUCAGUAUUGACCUGGGCCAGUCCAUUGGAAAAUCUGUCUUCCAAAUCCAAGAAUUCUGGGUGUCCUCGAAGAAGACUUCUGAUUGGGAACAGAACCUAUGCCUGGGGUUCCGCAAGAUCGGUAUCGAUUCCACUGGUCGUCUGAGCGGUUUCGUGGCUCUGCAACACUUUCGACUCCGAACGUCCAUUCAAUGGCCGAAACGUGAGGAGGCUUUGAACGAAACCCCGCUGGUGCAAGCUUCUCUCGCAUUCAAGGCUCUUCAGAUCAAGGCAGCCUUUGACUACCAGGCAUUCCUCGUUGGGGAUGUCACAUCACUUGAGUUCUUGAUGUACAAUGUCCGUGAAACCCGACAAGGCAGCGGAGACCGUCUUGUGGCCAUCUUCAACGGCGAUGCGAUCCAGCUCUUCGGUACCACGUCCUCAGGCGCACAGGGAGUUGCUGCGUACCGGGCACUGAAGAAGCUCGUGCAGGAGAACAAGGAGAGCUACGAGGCGUCUCUCAAGGAGAUUGAAAAGUCCAUCAACCGUAAGUCGAUUGGUGGGCGAAGUAGCUUGCAGCCGCGACGCACCAUCCCCAAGCUUCCAGAGAGCGACACCAUGUCAAAGUCUCCCAUUUCUCUGGACACGGAUGUUGUGGUAACGCUGCGGGCGCUAAAUCUUGGCGUCUUCCCGAGCACGUUUUCCGAUCACCAAGUCUUCAAGAUGGAGGCACUGGACGCAUACGCUAGAUUUGCGGCCAGCAUGAAGGAGCGAAAGAUCCACAGCCUGCUACGAAUGACGCUGGGACAGCUCCGUGUCGGUCUGGCGGGUGUGCGCAACGUCGAAGCGCCACGGACAUUGAGCGAGAUGCAGGUGGAAGAUGUCGUGCAACGCUCCACGGGGUCUCGCGGCGGCACGAUCCUCAAGGUACCGUGCGUCGAGGCCGUCAUGGAGACGUGGCAGUCGCCCAGCACCAAUCACAUCGACUACAAGUUCAAGAGCGCCUUUGAGGGCAAGGUCGAGGUCGGCUGGAACUACUCCCGCAUCAGCUACAUCCGCGGCAUGCUGGCCAACCACAACAAGUCCCUGGAGCAGGUCUGGGGCCGCCAGCUGCCACUGACGGCUGUCAAGAUUACCGGCGUGCCGGGCCUCAGCCCGAAGCAGAGCAUGGAGAGCCUCGGCGGUGGCGGUGGCGAGGAGGCGGACGAGGAGAUGCCGCCGUCGGGGCAGCAAGGCAAGAUCACGGCCGAGGUCACGGUGCCGCAGUCCAAGUACGACUACACCGCGCUCGAGGAGCCCAUCAUCGAGACGCCGCAGCUGCGCGACAUGGGCGAGGCCACGCCGCCGCUCGAGUGGAUCGGCCUGCAGCGCGACAGGCUGCCCAACUUGACGCACCAGAUUGUCAUUGUGCCGCUCUUGGAACUAGCUGGAGAGGUAGAGGACGCGUACGAGCGUAUUCUGGGAUCAUCUUGA
Cordyceps fumosorosea ARSEF 2679 is the source of this 9609-nucleotide messenger RNA. Its product is annotated as fermentation associated protein. Gene Ontology annotation, biological process: fermentation. The record is from RefSeq and is a predicted model, not a curated record. Gene Ontology annotation, cellular component: membrane. The coding region runs from base 1 to 9609 and encodes 3202 amino acids. The transcript is spliced from 2 exons. Lineage: Eukaryota; Fungi; Ascomycota; Sordariomycetes; Hypocreales; Cordycipitaceae.